Temnothorax curvispinosus is the source of this 856-nucleotide messenger RNA. RefSeq lists its product as uncharacterized. The annotation marks the transcript as partial. The record is from RefSeq and is a predicted model, not a curated record. Lineage: Eukaryota; Metazoa; Arthropoda; Insecta; Hymenoptera; Formicidae. The transcript is spliced from 2 exons.
AUCUUAGGUUCGACUUCGACCACAGUAAACGGUGGUGCAACUGAUCAAGAUUCAACGGAAAAGCGAAUAAGACGUGAAAUAGAAGAGGAGGAUACUUCUGACACUUUGGACAGUUCUGACAGUGAAGAAGAAAUUGAUGAAGAUAUCUGUACUGAGAUUGUACCUGAAAAGAAGCAAACAGUAUCACCUUCCUAUAUUAAGAGCUGUUCUCAAACACAGAUUAAGACGAAUAGUAUACUUGACCAUACAUGGAAAAUUAAUCAAUUUAUGUGGCUUUAUAAUACUGUGAAGACAAUGACAUAUGUGUCUCCACCAUUUCCAGAAACUGGUCAAUACCGGAUUCAAAUGAAAGUUUUACCUCGAACUAGUUACUACUCUGGGACGUAUAAUGUAGUAUGCUUUUAUAUACUUACUAGUAAUACAUUUAACGCUUUGUGUACCACUACUAUAUCGCUAUUAUCUGGAAAAGUUUUAUCAUCAAAAUCCAUAUCAGGUCCUAUAUCGAAUAACACAUUGUUAAUUGAAAUCCAGAGAGACUUGGACAAACUUCUGUCACAUAGAGAUGAGCUUACAAUUCAUUGCAAGUUCGAAUUUUUUUGUAAUCUGAUAAAUAAAACUAUACGUUUGAAUUCACUACCAUCUUCAAAUAAAGUUUCAGAAAACGUGACAUAUUUUGAAGACUUGACUUUUGAUGAGUUUUGCUCUAAAAAUAAAACGGCUUCAGAAAAAAAAUCAGUUGAUAGAAAAUAAAUGUUGCAUAAAAAAAAAAUUGUUCAUUAACGGUAGUUACUUUAAGAAUGUCUACCUUAUACAUGAUGGGAUAGAAAGAGAUAUGACUGAAAUGAAUUAAUAACGU